ACUGAAGUCCGUAACUGUCAUAUUCGAAUUCACGUGACGUUGCGCAAGUGUGUGAAGCGCAUUUCCUCAACGCGAAUUCAUUCUUCUGACAAUUUGCUUUUACAGUAACUACAGCAUUCGUUGGUUAUUUUAAGCAUACACGAUACGUGUUGUAAUUAUGACUGAAUUCACGACCUUCACUGAGGGAGAGUUCUACGAGGGGCACUUUGACUCGAGAGCUUACGUGAAGAAUUUUUAUUCCCGCCCUAGCGGUCACGCUGACGAGAAGGAUUUCCUUACUUUCGUUCUGAGAUGCCUUAGCAAACUUUUCUCCGCGGGAGAACAUAGAGGCAAGCGGCUGAUCGAUGUGGGCAGUGGACCGAGCAUCCACAGCGUCUUGAGCGCGUGCGGACACUACGACGAGAUUGUGCUGUCGGAUUUCGCGCAAAACAAUCGCAGAGAAAUCGAAAAAUGGCUGAACAAUCAAGAAGGGAGUUUAGAUUGGAAACCGGUGUUGCAGUACGUUUGUGAACUGGAGGGGAAAAGUCCGUCUGAUUUGGAGGCUACACUGAAGCAACGAGUCAAGGAAGUUUUGAAAUGCGAUGUCCGGUUGGAGAAUCCAUUUUAUCCGCACACACUGGAAGCGGCUGACUGUGUCAUCACAUCUCUGUGUCUGGAAGCAGCGUGUAAAGACAUUCAAACAUACUGUCGCGCUUUACGUGGCGUGACUAAACUUCUGCAUCCUGGUGGACUUUUGGUCAUAAUAGGUGUUCUGGGCGAGAGCUUCUACAAGGUGGAUGAACAGCUAUUUUCUUGUCUUAGACUGAGUCAGAAUGAUAUUGAGGAAGCGCUCGCAGGUUUAGGCUUUUCAAUCCAGGAGUUUAAUAUACUGCCUGCUGAAAACAGAGAGAACUCUGUGUCUGACUUUGAGGCGGUUUUUCAUCUCGUGGCUAGAAAACCCUCCGAGUGAAAUCACAAAUAAAGGGAUUUAUAUAAUAUAUAACACAGCGAAACAGUUGCAUUUAAAGCUAGAAUACACCAAAAUAAAUCCCUUAUUGCCCAGGAUUUUUCGGCAUUUUAUUAAAAUGUGCCAUUUUAGGUGAGCAUGGAACGCAUAUAUCUUGAAACUUUUAAAUGUGUUUUAUAAUGUAAGGAUUUGAAAAAAAAAAUAAGAUGUAUAAUAAUAAAAAUUUUGAAGUGAUAAACAUUA
Puntigrus tetrazona (Sumatra barb) is the source of this 1189-nucleotide messenger RNA. RefSeq lists its product as uncharacterized. Gene Ontology annotation, cellular component: cytosol. The record is from RefSeq and is a predicted model, not a curated record. Bases 158 to 949 code for a protein of 263 amino acids. The transcript is spliced from 3 exons. NCBI's taxonomy places the organism in Eukaryota, Metazoa, Chordata, Actinopteri, Cypriniformes, Cyprinidae. Gene Ontology annotation, molecular function: N-methyltransferase activity.